Aureobasidium subglaciale EXF-2481 is the source of this 863-nucleotide messenger RNA. RefSeq lists its product as uncharacterized. The record is from RefSeq and is a predicted model, not a curated record. The coding region runs from base 390 to 617 and encodes 75 amino acids. The transcript has a single exon. Lineage: Eukaryota; Fungi; Ascomycota; Dothideomycetes; Dothideales; Saccotheciaceae.
GCUUUCUGCAACGCAGCUUGGCUUGUGACCCUACCACUAAGCGCGCACAAUUAACGCUUUGGCCAGAAGCAGCCUGCGAUUAGAAGCAUCGUGCAUUGCGGCAAAGUCCAUCCAGCGCAAUCAUCUGCUCGAGAGAUGUGGUAGCAGACCUUUUCCAAACAAUCAGCAUAUUAUUGCAUCACGAAAUCACAGACUUUCUUAUUUGCCUUCUCACAGGAUUUCAAAGUGCAUUUCAGUCUACAAGUUUGCUCUUUCUUUCCCAUUGUCCUUGACGUGCUGACAAACUUCCGAUAUUGUUAUACUAACUAGAAUGACAAGCUUUCGCGACGAUAUAUUGAGGCCCUCCCGCCUUGAUGUACCGUCCAUCGUAGACUCCAGAGACGACAGCUAUGGAUGAAAAUCUUUCGCCAAGAUCCAGAAAGAACAAGAGAGCCUCUCUUCAGGAUGCCUUCCCAGGCUUGAAGAUCGACUCUGCCAAGGACACUGCCCCAGCAAGCGCAUCCACGCAAUCAUCCUCUGUUUUACGUUUGACUUCUUGUCUGGAAGGUUCAUUUAGCAAGGGAUGGCCACCAUCAAUUCGUAGCUCUGCCGCUCCGCAGACAGCUUCAUCAAGGUGAGAACAGGGAGAUUCUCAUUGGGCAGUAGAGGGAUUGACUCGAGAUGACAGCGCAGGAGCCUUCACUCUCCGGCUGGAGGAAGGUCACCGUGUGUAUGAUGAUCGAUGGCGAUUGGAUCAUUCAGUUGUUGAUACGGAGCUUGACGUGAAGAUCGAGUUCGGUGCUGCUGAACAGGUCAUGAACGAAAUUUCUGCCUUCAUCGACUCCAGCAAAGCCUCGCUCGAAGACAUUGAAGCAGUCAUCCUU